UCGUGUGAUGAUGAUCAAAGAGAGAUUUUACACGUCAUAUUUAUUCUUAAGUUACUUUUAAUAAAAAGUUUUUUUUUAAUAAGUUUUCAAAGGUUUAUUACAUUUUUUUAAAUGUAGCUCUUAAUUUUUUUUACAAGUGAGAGCAUAGGGGUGUGAAUGACUUUUUUCUGUCUAAGGAUAGUUUAUCAUGAGUUAAAGUGCUUCCAAAGGACACCAACUGAAACAUAAAUAAAGUUUGGAAUGAAAAUAAUGUCUUAAAGUUGAUUAAUUUAAUGUGCAGUGGAAAUGGUGUAUUCUUCCAAUAAUAUUGUUGCUUUGCAGUCAUCACCUACUUUCCGUAGAGCUACUGUUGGUUAUCACGAGCAACAUUGUAUUGCUGAUGAUAUUUUUAAUAGUGGUGGCAUUUGUAUUGAUAUGGUUGGCACAAAUAGUUGUGAAAUGGCCACGAACGAAAGAAAUUGUAGCGCUCUGUCAUGGCCAGAGACCGGAUGCAAUGAGAAUGAGGUAUUUUUUUUAUGUUUGAUUGAACUAUUUUCUAAUAUAUUGAUUAUUUUGUACAUAUCGGAAUUUAUGUUUAAAAAAAAUGUUCGCGGGAUUAGUCUUUGAAUUUUAUGACAUUUAUUGAAUUUUUAUGAAACAUCUGCUGAGGAUAAUUGUAUAAAUCAAUACAAUUAUUAACUAAUACUUAUUAUUAGUUAGUUUUUACUUUUUUUUGUUCAAGAGAUUAUUUUUCUUUAUUUUUUCUGUUACAAAGAAAACCUCAUGGAAUGUCAGUAGUUAUAAUGAACUGAAUUUGAGAUAAGACUUAUCUAUCACUUUGAGGAAUGUUAUCUAAAGAAUACGCCUUAAGAUUGUCUUAGAAAAUAAUCUGAUAUGUUCUUUUUUUGUUUACAUCAUUUUAUACAUAAGUAGGUACAUAAACUACUAAUUAAUCCACGGAGUUUGAUAACUCAAAAUUAUGCAUACGGUGAUCAUAUAAUUAUAAAAUUUACAUGAGUUGUAAUUUGAUCAUUUUUUUAAAAUCAUUUAACAUAAUUCAGCAAAAAAUUUUUGGGUCAUCUAAAAGGUAAUAAAUCCCAAAGAUUUUAAGUGAGGGUGUAAGUUAAACACCUUAAAUGAAUUUUUAAUACACAAUGUAGGUACUUAUCAAAAUGUUUAUAUAAUUUUUCCUUCUAGGAAAUGAUCAUUGAGAAAGACAAAUUGUGUUUAUAUAUUUUGCUUCAUUUGACAUGUACCUAAUCUACGUGUAAUACACAACUAAUUAUGAUUUACUUACUGUGUAUUUGUAUACGUAAGAUAUUAAAAAGAAAGGUAGGUAAGCUAAAGAAUAUACAGAAACAGUGUAAGAAACUGUGAGAAAACUCUAUGUGUGAGAUAUGUUGCUGUAAUUGUAUGCGGAGUAUGAUCAUCAUGGAUGAAAAACUGUAAAACAUACAUUAUGUUAUGUACUAACAAUAUAAAAAUGCUUUAGGUUGUAUAUAGGUGUAUACCUAUGUACAAUAAUUGUCCCUUAUAUGUACAUAUAUAAAACUAUGUAUAAUCAUAUAUGUAUGUGCAUAGCAUAUAUCCACAUACAUAUAUAUGGCAUUUUAUAUGAACAUAGGUGUGUAUAGCUUGUGAUUCGUGAUGUGUGACUCAGAAUUAAAUUUCCGAAGUUGCCUUCUCAGUUGUAGUCGAAGCUUGUUUCAUUUCGGGUCACUUAAAGUGUGUUUUAUUUGUAAUACAUAUAUUAGUUUGGUGAUGUAUCCCUAAACUGUACGAGAUGUGUUUUGGAUUAAAAUUAGUGUCUGCACGAUGGAUUACAUCCCUAUUUAUCGAUGAAUAGUGAAGUUUUCUUGUAUGAUUGAAAAUUGCUUCUUUAAAAAAUAAUAAAAGAACACCAUCAUGGUGAAAUUGUGAAAGAUAAAAAAAUCACAGCUAAAAAGAAUAUGUGGUGUCGUGAGUUUGAGGAUAAAACUCUGAGAGAAAAAUUGGAUAAAGUUAUUUGUAAAAAUUAUUGGGACUCAUGGUCGUGGUUGACUCUUUCAUUGAAUUGAGAGAAAACAAAAAGAAUGGACACAAAUAAAUUUUAACACGACGUUAAGAUUCAUUCAUUCGAACUAUGGUAUACACAUACAUAUCAUAGUAUAUGUGUAAUACAGAAAAUGUGCAAUAUAUAGUAUUUUUGGUGGGAGAAGCGAAGGAAUAGUGUUCAAUAUUAUAGUUUUAUUUUUUACUGUUCAUUUGUGCAAAUGUAAAAUAUUACCUAUAUUCUUGUGUGGAUUUUCAUCAGUGUGUAUGCAGCAGUAAAUUGGAAAAUGACUGCAAUAGAAAGUGAUUGAAAAUUGUGGCAGGAGGUGAUGUAGGUGGAUUUUUUUUUCGUUGCUGCUGCAAAAGUUAUGUUGAGAGUGCCACGUGUUGAAAAAAGAAAUUAGAUGAGUUCUUAAGAAAAAAAAAAUACAUAUUUGAGUGUUAUUAAAAAAUAAUGUGGCGAGAUAUCAGUGCAACAGCCAUUCAGGCACCUCUUGGUACCUAUCAACAAUAUCCAGCAGCAGCAUCUGGGGGGACACCUGGUGGUGCUUCUGGUGGGGCAAAUGAGAAUCGUUGGAACGUACCUGGGCAAAGAUCGUCAUAUUCAUUGCCCCAUCCAGCACAUGCUAAUAGCAAUACACGGUGGCAGCACUUUGAUGGGCCAUCAUCCCAUACACUGGCGCAUUCGCCAUCGUUCCAGAACAUCCCCUCAUCAGCUCAUGGUCCGUUGGCAGAUGGAGCACGUCAUGCGAAAUCUCGUCCAGCGUCUAUGUAUGAUACACCGCAGUCACAGUCCAGCUAUUUGCCGAGUUUCUUUCUAUCUGGUAUAACAAAGUCAGCAAAAACUGCUAAAAAUUACCAUUAUCAUCAUCAACAAAUUGGACAUAAUAAUGUACAACAACGAUUGCGACAGGGACCUGGAGAAUUGAAGGUGGAUCCUGAGCUAAUUUUUACAAAACAAGAAAGAAUUGGGAAAGGAUCUUUCGGUGAAGUAUUCAAAGGUGUCGAUAAUCGAACUCAACAGGUUGUCGCUAUAAAAAUUAUUGAUUUGGAAGAGGCUGAAGAUGAAAUUGAGGACAUUCAGCAAGAAAUUAUGGUGCUUUCGCAAUGCGACUCUCCAUUUGUCACUAAAUAUUACGGAUCCUACCUUAAGGGCACGAAGUUAUGGAUUAUUAUGGAAUAUUUGGGCGGUGGAUCAGCUUUGGAUCUCAUGAAAGCUGGUUCCUUCGAAGAGAUGCACAUUGCUAUAAUUUUGCGUGAAGUACUCAAGGGUUUGGACUAUCUACAUUCAGAACGUAAACUCCAUCGUGACAUUAAGGCUGCCAAUGUGCUCCUUAGUGAGAUGGGUGAUGUUAAAUUGGCAGAUUUUGGUGUUGCUGGUCAAUUGACAAAUACAACAUCAAAGCGCAAUACAUUUGUUGGAACACCAUUCUGGAUGGCACCAGAAGUGAUAAAACAAUCAAUGUAUGACUCCAAGGCGGAUAUAUGGUCAUUAGGUAUCACAGCAAUUGAAUUGGCAAAAGGAGAGCCACCCAAUUCGGAAUUGCAUCCAAUGAGGGUGCUCUUUCUCAUACCUAAAAACAAUCCACCACAACUUACAGGAAAUUACACGAAGCCAUUUAAGGAAUUCGUUGAAGCAUGUCUCAAUAAAGAUCCUGAAAACAGACCAACUGCUAAGGAAUUACUUAAAUUUGCUUUUAUUAAAAAGGCCAAGAAAAAUUCUUACCUCAUUGAUCUAAUUGAUCGAUAUAAGAAAUGGAAAUCACAAAAGGGUGAUGAAAGUGAAACGGAAUCGGAAAAUUCAGAUUCGGAGGAAUCAAAGCCAGAUAGUGAUUUGGAUGAACCUUGGAUUAUGACAGUGAAGGGUCUACAUAAUUAUAAUAAUUUUAAGGGCCCGCCACCGCCUCUAGUCGAGGAUAAUGCGUCAGUUCCGCUUAUACACAAUGGAGCUAAUAAUUCGCCAUCAAAGGAUUCAAAUUUGAAUCUUUAUAAGUUAAAUCAGACACGGCCAUCUGCAGCAGGUAAUCAACUAUUGCAACAGGUUGGAGAUAGUAGGAAGGAACGCGAUAGAGGAGAGUUCCAAUCUACUCAAAUACAACAAUCAACCGUAGCAGCAUCUGUUAUUGUUCCUGCUAGUGUUCAAACGAUGAAGGAAAAGGAAGAUAAUCAACAUAGUUCUCAAAAGGAGACAACACAGCUGAAAGAACACGAUUGGGAGACACGUGAACGGGAAAAAGAGUCCAAAGAGUUGCGUGACAAUAGGAAAUUAUCCAAGGAGAAUUAUACAAAUGAUCGAAUGAGUGAGCAACAGUCAGCAAUGCAACAAGAGGAGAAACGAAUAAGCCUAAGGCGUGAUCAUCGUGACAAUAAAGAGGCUCCCCAAUCACAAAUUGGAGGACACAAUGCCAGUAAUACGAAUGUUGGUGCCAAUACAACAACACCAGCAUCCUUGUCUGUAUCUCCAUCGUUUCCAAUUACACACAGCAAUGCAGCUAAUGGAAAUACAACUGGAAAUAGCAUUAAUUCCGUAUCAAGUGCUACAAAAGCUGGGACUCGUGUUAAUUCAUGUCUCAAUAGUUUUAUCUCUUCCCUUUUAUCUGAUUUGCAGCGUAAAUAUCACUACUCAAGUCAAAAUACACCGGCACUAGAUGUUGUAGAUUUAAGAGCUGCUUUCGAGUUGGCUGAGCGAAGUAGCCCAGGUGUUAGUGAUCUCUUCGUUAAAGAAAUCAUACAUAAAUUGGUGCCCGGUUAUUCUGAGACACGUAUCAAUACGCUUAUGGACAAAGUUACGAGUGAAAGGAACUAAUAGAAAGGGAAUUUACGCAUCUGUUGAGAAAUAUAGUUGAAAGCACCAUAUGUAGGGUUUCAUAGUAAAUAAGGUAAGGCAGACACGCGUGAUUUCCAGACGACAUGAUAAAUUUAGAGAGAGAAUCAUUGCUUUGUGGAACAUAAUGACAGUUUUUUUCAACAAAUUCCGGUUAAAUAAUUUAUUCUUCUUUGGCGUAUUAAUUUGAGUGUAGCUCACAAUGACUAACUUAUUUUGUUUCUUAUUGUUUUCGAGAUCGCACUAAAUCGAUAAAUUAUUUUAUUGACAGAGUAAAACCUCUAGAAUGAUUCUAUUCCACAAUGAUGAUGAAAAAAAAAGAAGAUUCUUUUAGUAAAAUCCAAUUAUAAAGGCAAUAUUGCAAAAUGAUAUAUUUAUUGUUAAAAAAUAUAUAUAUUUGUUCAAGUAAAAAUUAUAACAAUAAAAAAGGCAUUAGAUGAAUUUUUUAGUAUCAAGAAUAGCAGUGGACGAUGUAAAAAUAAAACAUUAUUAAUGACAGGAAAACAAAUAUUUAUAAUUAUUGUAUGAAUUGUUUUUAUUACCUAUAUUUAUUAGAAGAAGAAGAAAAAAAAAGUAAGUUUAUUGCAAGAUGCUGGAAAGCUCAAAGUUCGAAAUAAAAUUUUGUACAUAAUUUUCUUUACAUUUUAUUCUUGUUUCAAUUAUUUUGUUUUAAUUUAUCAAAAUAAAAAAAAAACAAAA
This is a messenger RNA of Lutzomyia longipalpis, 5533 nucleotides long. RefSeq names its product serine/threonine-protein kinase 26 (gene GckIII). Gene Ontology annotation, molecular function: ATP binding; protein kinase activity. The coding region runs from base 2465 to 4816 and encodes 783 amino acids. NCBI's taxonomy places the organism in Eukaryota, Metazoa, Arthropoda, Insecta, Diptera, Psychodidae. Gene Ontology annotation, biological process: protein phosphorylation. The record is from RefSeq and is a predicted model, not a curated record. The transcript is spliced from 11 exons.